Molecule: messenger RNA, 1566 nt
Organism: Candidula unifasciata
Lineage: Eukaryota; Metazoa; Mollusca; Gastropoda; Stylommatophora; Geomitridae
Source: the annotation of a GenBank genome assembly
AUGAGCAAGAAGGCAGUUUUCUGUGCUCACACUCAGAGCAUUGCUUAUGUCACCAACAUAUUAGCUUGUUUGAGAGGAUGUCACCUGGGUAAAAUUGUUUAUCCAACUAUUAACAAUUUAAGAUCAUCAAGUAAUCUGUCCUGCUGUUUGCUGCGUGCGCAGCAAAAUAACUGUCAUGAGCACUUUAAAUGGAACAGAAAAUUUGGAUUAAAAGGACAUUAUUUUGCUUGUAGAGACUUGCCACAAACACCAGUAUUGUAUAUUGGGAGGUCCUCCUCAGAAAUCUUACUCAGACCAACUUUGAUCACAAUGAAGUUAGAAAGCCCAGAGUUUCGGUCCAUUUUCACCCCAGAGCUUCAACUUCUCAUAGACCUGUUUAGAAAAUAUGACUAUGAACUGCGCAUUGCUGGUGGAGCUGUCAGAGAUUUACUGGUUGGAAAAAUUCCCUCUGACAUUGAUUUUGCAACCACAGCAACACCAGAUCAAAUGAAAGAAAUGUUCACAACAGAAAAUAUUAGGAUGCUAAAUGCAAAUGGAGAGGCUCAUGGAACUGUAACAGUUCGCAUCAAUGACAAGACAAAUUUUGAAGUAACAACUUUAAGAAUUGAUGUAGUAACAGAUGGUAGAAGAGCUCAGGUUGAGUUUACCAAAGACUGGAUUUUGGAUUCAAAUAGACGGGAUCUUACAGUCAAUUCAAUGUUUCUUGGUUUUGAUGGAACAGUUUAUGAUUAUUUCAAUGGUCUUGAAGAUUUAAAAGAAAAGCGAAUUCGUUUUGUUGGAAGUCCAGAACAAAGAAUUCAGGAGGAUUAUCUCAGAAUUUUGAGAUACUUCAGGUUUUAUGGAAAGCUAGCUGAUAGUCCACAUGCACAUGAUCAGGCAACUCUUGCAGCCAUUAAGGACAACGCUGGAGGAUUAGCUCGUGUUUCCGGUGAACGCAUUUGGUUGGAGUUGAAGAAGAUACUAACUGGCAGAUUGACAGCACCACUAUUCAAACAGAUGAUUGAUGUUGGGCUUGGUCAGUUCAUAGGUCUGCCUAGAGCUCAUAAUUUUGAGGAACUCCACAAAGUGUGUGACAGAACAGCAGCUAUUCCUUAUCAUCACAUGACAAGAUUGACCGCUUUAUUAGAAGAUGAAACAGAUGUGUAUAAGUGUCAUGAGAGAAACAAAAUAUCAAAUGAUGAGCUUUCGCUGGCCUUGUUUAUAGUACAUCACAGGAAUGACAGGAUGGGUGAGAAUCUGCUGAGUUACUGCACUAAACUGCACUUGGACUGGUCUGUGAAAGAGACCAAAGUUCUAAAUAAAAUUGUGGAGCUAAUGAAGUACUGUGGUCAUAUGGAAGUAGCUGAAGAGUUUCCUAAAUUGAAAUUACCUAUAUUUCCUAUUACUGGCCAUGACUUGACCCAGAAUGAGGUGCCAAGAGGUCCAAAGUUUGCAUGGACACUUAAUGAACUGCGGAAAAUAUGGCAGGAAAGUGAAUACAAAUUAACCACAGAAGAGCUUGUUAAGCAUAUACCCUCUUUGUUAGAGAAUGCACCUGAAAAUGUGAAGAAAAUGAGAAAAAAAUGA